This is a messenger RNA of Alligator mississippiensis (American alligator), 2621 nucleotides long. It is a transcript of the gene NR2F6, whose product is annotated as nuclear receptor subfamily 2 group F member 6. The transcript is spliced from 4 exons. Gene Ontology annotation, biological process: negative regulation of transcription by RNA polymerase II; cell differentiation; anatomical structure development. Lineage: Eukaryota; Metazoa; Chordata; Crocodylia; Alligatoridae. The record is from RefSeq and is a predicted model, not a curated record. Bases 199 to 1365 code for a protein of 388 amino acids. Gene Ontology annotation, molecular function: nuclear receptor activity; RNA polymerase II cis-regulatory region sequence-specific DNA binding; zinc ion binding.
GGCGCGGGCGAGGGCGGAGGCUCCCGCGGGGCCGGGCCGGGCCGGGCUGGGCCGGGCCGGGCCGGGCGAUGCGGCGCCGGCUGCCCGCCCCGUAGGGUGGGCUCGGGCCGCGCUCGGGGCCGUCGGGCCGCCUCCGCCGCCGGGAAGAAACUUGCUCAAGUGGGUCCCGCGGCCGCCGCCCGCUUUGUGCGCGGAGCGAUGGCCAUGGUGGCCGGCGGCUGGGGCGAGCCGGGCGGCGACACGAACGGCGUGGACAAGGGCUACCCGCGCGGCUCCGAGGAGGAGUCCGUGUCCCCGCCCGGCGGCGCCAGCGACCCGGAGCACGGCGACGAGGACAAGCCGGGCAUCCAGGUGGACUGCGUGGUGUGCGGCGACAAGUCCAGCGGCAAGCACUACGGCGUCUUCACCUGCGAGGGCUGCAAGAGCUUCUUCAAGCGCAGCAUCCGCAGGAACCUCAGCUACACGUGCAGGUCGAACCGGGAUUGCCAGAUCGACCAGCACCACCGCAACCAAUGCCAGUACUGCCGCCUGAAGAAGUGCUUCCGCGUGGGAAUGAGGAAAGAAGCCGUGCAGAGGGGCCGGAUCCCGCCCACCCACUCGAACACCAGCCCCACGGCCAUGCCCAGCGGGGAGUACUUCAACGGGCAGCCCGUCUCCGAACUCAUCUCGCAGCUGCUGCGGGCUGAGCCGUACCCUGCCGCCCGCUACGGCUCCCAGUACGCCCAGCAGGGCAGCAUCAUGGGCAUUGACAACAUCUGCGAGCUGGCCGCCCGGCUGCUCUUCAGCACGGUGGAGUGGGCCCGCAACAUCCCCUUCUUCCCCGAGCUGCCCGUCUCGGACCAGGUGGCCCUGCUGCGCCUGAGCUGGAGCGAGCUCUUCGUGCUCAACGCGGCCCAGUCGGCGCUCCCGUUGCACAUGGCACCGCUGCUGGCUGCCGCCGGCUUCCACGCCUCGCCCAUGUCCGCCGACCGCGUGGUCUCCUUCAUGGACCAGAUCCGCAUCUUCCAGGACCAGGUGGAGAAGCUGAACCGGCUGCAGGUGGACUCGGCCGAGUACAGCUGCCUCAAAGCCAUUGCCCUCUUCACCCCAGACGCCUGCGGCCUCUCGGACCCGGUGCACGUGGAGAGCCUGCAGGAGAAGGCGCAGGUGGCGCUCACCGAGUACGUGCGGGCCCAGUACCCGUCGCAGCCCCAGCGCUUCGGGCGCCUGCUGCUGCGGCUCCCGGCGCUCCGGGCCGUGCCCGCCUCGCUCAUCUCCCAGCUCUUUUUCAUGCGGCUGGUGGGGAAGACGCCCAUCGAAACACUAAUCCGGGACAUGCUGCUCUCCGGCAGCACCUUCAACUGGCCCUACGGCGCGGGGCAGUAGGGACGGAGAGGCUGGCGGAGCCGCAGCCCAGCCCGAGCACUGCUGCCGCUUGCUCGGACACCGGCACGGCCCCAGGCCCAGGCGUGUGCAAUGUGCCCUGGGCAGCCCCCCGCAGCUGCCAGGCCUGGGAGUGAGACCCGCGCCCCCUUCUUCUCCCUCCGAUGGAAACGAACAAGCAGCUUCCCCCGGCGCCGCCCAUCCGUGCAGCAGGGAUCAGCCGUCCGGCGGGGUGCUCCGUCUGUCUGGCGGGGGACAUCUGUCUGUCUGAGAUGCAGGCAGGGACGGCAGGCCAGGCUUUCUGGAUCCUAACUGUUUUUACAUCUCUUUCAAGAUGAGGAGACCCCCUGCCCUGGCUCCCAGCUCCCGGCCUGGGAUGGGAUGGAGCCCACGGUCCCAGGGUCACCAGGGGAGACGGGUACAGGGGUGAGGGCGUGCUGGCCUCACCCGCCUUUGCAUUUCAUGCACCACCGAAGUCUCUGGAGCCAGGAUGCAUCCCCCUCCCCUGUCCAGGGGUAGGAGAGGAAGGUGGUGCCGAUUCCAGGGAAGAGAAUGAGCCCGAAUCCAGCCCCAUCCCACUGCAAACACAGACUCAAGCGGGCACUAAGGGCUGGCAGAGGGAGGUCCUACUCUGGCCUCUCUGGGCUGCAGGGACCUUGCACUCAGCGCUCUGCCCAGCCGCCCCCUGCGAUGCAGUCCUUUGGCCCUUGGGGAGGGGGUGUCCCCAUCAGGCCGGGGCAUUUCUCUCCCCCAACAGCAUGCAUGAACCCCGCUGCCCCCCUCCAGCUGGUCCCUGGAUCACGCGGGGGAGCAUGAGCGGCUCCGGCGGGCGUGGGAAGAGCCCUGCCUUUCUCAUCUGCCGCUGCCGCCCCUGCUCCCUUCUGCUGAGCUGUGCGGAGGCAGGGAGCUCUGGGAGGGCCUGGCAUCUGCCAAAGCAGAGGGCUAUUGCGGGGAGGGGGAAAGCAUCGCUGCCAGGCCAGCCAGGGACAGGGCUGUGCAUGGAGCCCGUGCCGGGGGCAGCCGGCUUCCACCUGCCCCAGCUUCCCCUUGCCGGUCACAACUGGAGCUGCCCUGGCAAGAGCCAGUGCCAAGUCGGGCUGAGCUGGCUGCGGGAAGGCGCAGGGGCCGUGCCCGGCUGCACCCAGGCACGAGGAGUGCCCGGGCGGUCCAGGGUUUGCCGCGUCCAUCGAUCCUCUGAGAACGCCGUCCCGGUCGGAUGCUCGGCGGAGGCACCCCCUCAAUAAAGGUGUUUCAUACAA